Orbilia oligospora ATCC 24927 is the source of this 1029-nucleotide messenger RNA. RefSeq lists its product as uncharacterized. The coding region runs from base 1 to 1029 and encodes 342 amino acids. The record is from RefSeq and is a predicted model, not a curated record. Gene Ontology annotation, molecular function: methyltransferase activity. NCBI's taxonomy places the organism in Eukaryota, Fungi, Ascomycota, Orbiliomycetes, Orbiliales, Orbiliaceae. The transcript has 5 exons.
AUGUCGUUUCUAGGUGCCCAGGACCCCCACGUGACUGGUGUUAUCGAAGCCGCAGCUGACGAUAUAGACGACGACGAUGACAAUGGCUACGCUGACUCCACGCUCGGGUCCGAUGAGGCUCGAUAUCAAAUGUACAACCACAUCGAAUCGAUAUCCCGAAGAGCAUCGCCCGUCCCUCUAUCUACCAGGAGCCAGGCAGCAGCUUACGCUGGUAUUCUACAACAGGAAAUCGACCGGCUCAACCUCAAGCAUCAUAUGUCGACACUAUUGUUCGACGGAAAACUUCAUUUUGCUCCGAUAUCUAGAAAUCCGCAUAGGAUUUUGGACUUGGGGACUGGUUCUGGAAAAUGGGCUGUCGAUGCUGCGGAUGAGUACCCGAUGGCGCAUGUUAUCGCUACAGACAUUACUCCGAUCCAGCCGACCGUAAUCCCUCCUAAUCUCGAAUUCCUAUUACAACACGACUAUAACAACGACUGGAACUUGCCCCAAAACGUCUUUGAUCUGGUUUUCUCCCGCUGGAAUCACCUGUACAUCGAUGACUGGCGCAACUUCAUCCGACAAGCGUAUAUAUCUCUACGGCCUGGCGGGUAUAUUGAAUUACAUGAGGAACUGCACGGGUACUACUCCGAUGAUGGGACGUAUUCGGCGCAGACGAAUCUGUACAGAUGGAAUGCAAGAUGCCGAGAGGCUAUGCAGCGAUUCCCGGAGCGGGAAGUCGAUCUGACGAGCGACGAGAUUGUGGGGUACAUGCGCGAUGUUGGGUUUGAGGAUGUGGUCGUACGAACUUACAAGGUUCCUAUGAACGGAUGGCCGAAAGACGAAACGUACAAGGAAAUCGGUAGAUUGCAGCAGGCGCAGCUGUUGAUGGUGGUGGAAACGGGUACGAAGGUUCUAUUGAAACGGGCACUAGAUAUUGAUGAGGACGAGAGUAUGGAUCUCGUCCGACGGGCUAUGACGGAUAUGAAGAAUAGAGCGAUACAUGCCUACCAGAAGCUGUACGUCAUAUAUGGGAGGAAACCGGAUCAGUGA